GAAUCCGAAAGACAAAAAAUCGCACUCAAAUUUCAUUUGCAAUUCCAAACGAAAUCGGCAGUGCAAUUGUGCAAAUUCUCUCUCUAUUCUCAAUCCCUCCCUCACACCCAGCCGCUGCCCUAUGACGGUGUGAUUGCUGUCGUUCGUCGACGAGUCGUCGCCCCAACUCUAGUCUAUCCGAUUUCUGCCAAUAUUCUACGUGAUUGCAUCGCUCUUGAAAUAUGGAUGGCGAUAUACAGAAUAUCAAGAAAUGGGUAGUGUUUUACCCAAUUUAUAUUAAUUCGAAGAAAACAAUUGCGGAGGGUAGGCGGAUCAACAUCAAUAAAGCAUGUGAAAACCCUACUUAUGCUGAGAUAUAUGAUUGCUGCAGCCAUCUGAAACUCCCAUGCGCUAUUGAGAGUGAGAAGGCAUAUCCUAGGGAUUUUAUGCAAAGAGGAAGAGUGAGGGUUCAGUUGAAAAGAGAAGAUGGGAGUCUCUACAAUCCAACCAUUUCUUCUAGAAAACAGCUAAUGCUUCAUGUAGCAGAGUUGGUCCCAAGACACCCUGGUCGGACAAAGAAACAAGAGCCUGCCUCCACCUCAACAGCCGGCCCUUCUAAAUCCGGGAAGGGUGGUAGAAAGAAGCGAUAGUUUCAAUCACAAACAUGUCAUGUCAACUUCUUUUACCUUUUGACUAUAUUGCAAUCCAGUUUCCAGUCUUCUGAGUCAUCUUAUUCAGGCCUCAUCCUUUCGGUUCUUCAACUGGUUUUAAUAUGUUAUGCACUGGGAUUCAGCAUUUUAAUGUCAUCUUCUACAGAAUAUGGGUAAUCCUUGAUAUAUCAUAUGCAGACUAUCUAUCUUUUGCUGGGAUUUAUUCGUGACUUGUAGUUUACAUUUGCAACAUCAAUUCAAAAACCGUGAAAACUUAUGGUUUGUUUGGUUUAA
Molecule: messenger RNA, 923 nt
Organism: Olea europaea var. sylvestris
Lineage: Eukaryota; Viridiplantae; Streptophyta; Magnoliopsida; Lamiales; Oleaceae
Product: signal recognition particle 19 kDa protein
Exons: 4
Coding region: 222-629 (135 amino acids)
Biological process (GO): SRP-dependent cotranslational protein targeting to membrane; SRP-dependent cotranslational protein targeting to membrane, signal sequence recognition
Cellular component (GO): signal recognition particle, endoplasmic reticulum targeting
Molecular function (GO): 7S RNA binding
Source: RefSeq, a predicted model, not a curated record